Plasmodium cynomolgi strain B is the source of this 1295-nucleotide messenger RNA. Its product is annotated as transporter. The record is from RefSeq and is a predicted model, not a curated record. The annotation marks the transcript as partial. The transcript has a single exon. Lineage: Eukaryota; Apicomplexa; Aconoidasida; Haemosporida; Plasmodiidae. Gene Ontology annotation, cellular component: membrane.
AUGAAAUUUCUAAAAGUUGAAGAAUUUUUUGCCAAGCCCAAGCAAGAUGAAGGGGGGAAGAACGUGCUGCUGAUAACCGUAAAUUUGCUUCUGUUAUUUUCCAUGUUUCUGUAUGGCAUAAAUUACAUACUGAUGAAAUAUUUUAUUAUGAUAAAGGGAUCCAUCUACGUGUUCAUAAUUUUGAGGACAGUCUUAACCAUCCCACUAAUGAUUUACAUGUACACGUCGAAGCAGUCGGAACCGAACAAAAAAAAAUUACUCCAUGGGGUAGGUGAAAAUGAUGGUGUAGAUGAGCAGGAUGGUCAGAUAGACUUGGAGUUGUCAAAAGUUGGAGACGAAAAUGAAAAAAAAAAAAUUCCAAAGGUGAUAAAAAUGAUGAUAAUAAAAAAAAAAAAAAAAACGGGAAAGACAGUAAGGAUGGGAAAAUUGACGAUAACAUGCAAAAUGCAGAUGGAAAAAAAUAAUGAUGAUGGUACGGAUGAGUACAGCAGUAACAAGCACGAAACAUGUGUUAAUAUAGAAAAUACAUGUUCAAAUUAUUUUAGUAGAUUACUAAAAAAUGAUGAAAAAUUAAUUCCUAAGAUAGCCUACAUGCCAAUACUUAUCCUAUCCAUUACGGGAGCUUUGAGACAGGUCAUUGUCAUAAUCGCCUUACAGUAUACCGAUUCUCAUAAUGUGGCUAUUAUUCAGCCGACAAUCCCCAUUUUUACAGCCCUAAUGUCAUAUUAUUUGAAGAUUGAAAAGAUGAAUUAUUUAACUUGCUUGUCUAUUUUUUUGUCUUUUUUUGGGUUGGCCAUAACUGCGGAAGUGUGGAAUAUGGGUUCGUUCGAUUUUGGCUUUCUCCUAUUAUUAACCGUGCCCGUUACCAAGGGGCUGCAAGUGAUAUAUAUAAAUAUUGCCACUAGAUACGUAAGUAAUGAUAUCAUUCAAUUUUCCCAAAUGGCUGUUUUGUUCUUGAUAACCCUUCCAUUUGGCAUUCUCGGAGAAAUGUUCAUUAAUGAAAAUUACAAUGUGAUUGGCGAGAUAUACAAUGUGACGACUAAUCAGUUUUUGUGCAUUUUAUAUUCGACCCUUGCCAUUAUUUUUCUGUGUUGGAAAAUUCAAAUCAUCGCUUUGAAUUACCUUACCCCUGUAACCGUUUCUCUGUAUCAGUCCUUUCAGCCUUGCUUCACCUUCGUUUUGGCCAGGCUCUUUCUCAACGAGACCAUCAAUUAUAAUAAGUACAUCGGCACCAUUUUUAUUGUCCUCUCGCUGCUGCUUUAUCAAUAUGGUUGCACAAAGUGCUCCAAGGCGUA